AUGGAACAAACUUUCGGCGUGGGCGAUCUAGCUCACAUGGACCGUACGCGUAACCCAUCUGUGGUCUUCCGCUCGCUGUCGUGGCACGAUUCCACGGAUUUCAUCUCAAACGACACAUAUGCUGCACCCAGCCAGGCACUACCCCAAGGCUGGCAUCCAAACGAGGGAUGGCCCUGGAGUGAGGCGCACAACUACGAUCAAAGCGGCCUUCUCACCCCACUGACGCCCUCUCCCUGGUCGCCAAGUCAGGAAGUGGACACCGGUCAGGAUGUGCAGAGCGCCGGUUCGAAGGGAGAGAAGAUCGCAGCCAUCCACGAAGCACAGAAAACAAAGCGAAGAGACCAGAAUCGCACCGCACAACGAGCAUAUCGUCUCCGAAGAGAGACCACCCUGAAGAACCUCGAAACCCAAGUCAAAUCCCUCGAAGCCAAAGCGAAGAUCCUGACGGCUGAGAACCAGCGAUUACAACACCUCUUGAUGAUGAGAAGUUCGAGACCGGAGCACUUGCCUCCCCAGCCCUCCUCUCCUGAAGUUGAAAAGCGCAGCUUUCGCAGUACGUCACCGCCUACUGUUAUUACCAAUGGGUGCACGUUGUCGUCGAUACAGGAGGACUCGGAGGGCUAUACGCUUGUGUUGAGGAUUGAUGGACGAGUGGAUUGUUGUCCUGGAGCGGCGCCGACGUACAUGGGGAUAGUGGGUGGAUCUAUCUGA
Molecule: messenger RNA, 711 nt
Organism: Zasmidium cellare ATCC 36951
Lineage: Eukaryota; Fungi; Ascomycota; Dothideomycetes; Mycosphaerellales; Mycosphaerellaceae
Exons: 3
Coding region: 1-711 (236 amino acids)
Cellular component (GO): RNA polymerase II transcription regulator complex
Molecular function (GO): transcription cis-regulatory region binding; DNA-binding transcription activator activity, RNA polymerase II-specific
Source: RefSeq, a predicted model, not a curated record